Molecule: messenger RNA, 1485 nt
Organism: Penicillium daleae
Lineage: Eukaryota; Fungi; Ascomycota; Eurotiomycetes; Eurotiales; Aspergillaceae
Exons: 2
Coding region: 1-1485 (494 amino acids)
Source: RefSeq, a predicted model, not a curated record
AUGGGGCUUCACUGCCCUGGAGCCCGAACAGGGGCCUUCUUCGUGCAUGCCUUACCAGCGUCGACAUCAAGUCACUCAAUAGUGAAGCAAACGCCAGUAAAAGCGAAGGCCCCAACGGUUGCUGGUGAGGCUCACUGGUCGGGCUACGAUCAAUAUUUAGCGCCUCGACUGCCGUCCUAUCAACAGCCUUGCCGGGCAGACCUCUUUGACCAGCUUUUCGUCUCUCAUUUCAUCGAGUCCUUUGGAUUCAAGGAGUCAACAGCAGAUAACCCGUCAUCAACAUGGCUGGACAAGUUAGCUCUGUUCAUCACGUCGCCAUCUCCAACACUCGUCAAAAAUUCCAUCAGGGCUGGGUCAAUGUUCUUCUACGGCUCACUAGUGGAUGACGUGUCUAUACGCACAGAAGCUAACAAAUGGUACCUCAAAGCUCUCCACGGGCUACGAUGUCUACUAGCACAGCAAUCUGAUGUUUUCUCUGGUGAUAUAAUUUGCUCUGUUGUGAUGCUUGCCCAUUUUGAGACAACCGCCGGAACGUCGGGUGAGGCAUGGUUCCAGCAUGUGCAAGGCGCAGCCAGAAUGCUUGAAUCGGGCGGUCCAGCAAGUUGUCGUGAUGGAUUUUUGCACCAGCUGUUCAGGCAUCUCAGGCUUUUAACUUUCACUGCUGCAUUGUUCAAAAACCAGCAGCAUGUCUUCUCCUCCCAGGAGUGGCUUACGAUCCCAUUUGAAAUUCACUCAAAGACGGCAUUCGACGAAUUCGUCGAUAUUUUACUCUCCUUGUUGCCUUGUCUCGGCGCGGCGAGCGAGAUGAUAACCUCUGGAGACGAGGGGUUCAGCAUCCUUAAGACCAAGCUAACCAUGCUUGUUCGAAAUAUAAUGUCACAACUACACUCUUGGUGGACAAAGUGUAUCCUCUCAGCGAGCUUCAUCGAAGCCAAUGCUGGAUUGUGGAUGAAAAUGCCAAACGACACAUUCCAAGAUCUUCCUGGUGAUCCCGAGCAUUUUCCGCUAAUCCCUUACAUGGAUAUGCCGACCGCUUCACUAGUGGCACUAUACGACGCAGUCAAUGUCAUCGUCUUGCGAUUGAUGUCUUUGGUCUCAAAAAGUGCGCAUUUGUAUGAAAAGAGAAUCCAGCGACAUGUCCGAUCAAUCUUGUUAGCGAAGAAAUUUGUUGCGACAUUCCCAAGUCCUGCUGCGAGUCGUGGGUCAGUGAUGGUGAAAUUACCACUUGAGAUAGCCAGGAUUUGGAGCCCAUCCGAUAUGACUCUUAGUCCCCGGAAUACUUCGCCAGGACUCGGAUUCGAUGGCCAGGAUAAUGAAUGCGCCAGUUCUUCAGCUCCUUCGAGGGAGCUCUUUGGAGAUGUGGCUUCUUAUGUGCUACAACGUUACAACCCCGGGGUUUCACACGAUGAAUCUUUGCACGAAAUACCAUUUUCUGCCGUUGGUUGUUCAGGCUCCCUGAAUAUUGAGUUCUCGGUAGUCACCUGA